Messenger RNA from Blepharisma stoltei, 1152 nucleotides. Lineage: Eukaryota; Ciliophora; Heterotrichea; Heterotrichida; Blepharismidae. The record is from the annotation of a GenBank genome assembly.
AUGAAGAAAACUCAGAAAAUAAGAGAAAAAUGCACAAAUUACUGCUGGGCUUAUUUCAGGAUUGAUUUUUUGUUUGAAAAAAUAAAUAAAAUAAUGUCUGAAAUUCCAAUUCAAGUAGAAAAUGAAAUCCAAUUUAUUCAAGAUAAUAAGUUUUAUGAGCUAAAAAAUGACUUUACAUUUGAAGAAAUUAAGCAAAAAAUCCAAAAAUACCUUCUACCCUUUCAACUAGGGAUUGGCACUAUUAACGAAAUAAAUAGAUUCUGUCUAAUAAGCAGCUGACUUAAAUCAAAAUAUGAGGAGUAUGUUGAGGAAUGCAAUAAAAUUUAUAAGAAAGCGAUUGAGCGCUUAGAGUUAUUACAAAAUGAAAUCAAAUUGAUCGAUUUUUUAGAAAAUUGCAUGCCUAUGCUGCAAACCUUGCAAGGAUUGUUAAAAAUUUCAUUCUCUUCAUCAAGUCCCUUAUUUACUAAUGCUAUGUAUUUUUUAUCAGUUAUUUUAGUAAAAGAUAAAAAUUCAAUUUUUAGUAAAUAUUUACAAAGCAGAAUUUAUACUAAGAAUGAGCAAUACGAAUACUUUUGAAAAACUGAGUUCAAUAUUUUUGAUAAUAUUUUACGUGAGUUAACAAAUUCAUAUAUUUUAUAUAGAGAUCUUAAGUCGUUUUUCAAUCAAAUUUAUGACAAAAUUAAGGAUUAUGAAGAAAUUAUUGCAAAUUCUCAGUUGAUGUCAUUAUUGAAAAGUCCGAAUAAUAAACUUAUGAAUGGCCAGUUUUUGUACUAUGAAAAUGCUAUUUAUUUUAUUAAAAAAGGUACUUACGAUUAUAAUAAAAAUAAAUGUUGAUUAGAUUUUCUAUGCAGGUAUGAUUUGGUAAAAAAUACACUGAAUAAAUAUGAAUUUAUGUGAGUUAAUAAUUGAAAUAAUCAAUUGGCUUUUUUCAAUAAAAGCAUUAUUGCCUUCUUAGAAAAUAAAAGAAAAAUAGUGAAAUUCGAUUUAUUAAUAAACAGUUGCUCUACGAUUACAUACUCAGAUUCUGAACUCCAGGGGUGGAAGAUUUUAGUUUCUUAUAAAAUAAAUGGCGGCAUUCAUGGAAUAGUGGCUUUGAGAUGCACUCCUGAUAGAGUGGGUGGACCAAAAAAUUUUAUGGAGUCGUCACUCUAA